Scaptodrosophila lebanonensis is the source of this 843-nucleotide messenger RNA. RefSeq lists its product as uncharacterized. The transcript is spliced from 2 exons. The coding region runs from base 1 to 774 and encodes 257 amino acids. The record is from RefSeq and is a predicted model, not a curated record. NCBI's taxonomy places the organism in Eukaryota, Metazoa, Arthropoda, Insecta, Diptera, Drosophilidae.
AUGGACUCGUCUACAAAUAUUACGACUUUCGUGGCUAACAUCGCCGAGCCAAAUGCCUCUACUCCAGUACGGGUAGAGUCAUUGCCGCACUUCUAUAAGGCUCUCAUCGAAUACGCAACCACGUCCUGUCGCCUUUUUAAUAUCCAGGAAAUAAAUGAAUGGCAGGAGUUUUCGGCCGAUCAUUUGGAUGAAUGCCGUAAUGCAACAGCACUUGAAUUGUGCACCAUAUUUGUACGCGAUGUGCUACCCAACAUUAAAUCCUAUAAAUUGGAAGAGAGUACGAAAAAUCAACUGAAACUUUUAGACCUGCAUCCCGGAUUCCGAAGCGUACCACAGGGCUACGAAUUAGUGCCGGCUAAAGAACAUCAGUUAUCUGAACAGAUCCUUUUGGUGCCACAAAAGGAUUUUAGUGUUACAAGUCACGUAACCAACACAAUUGUAAUGGAGGAUUCCUUUUCACUCCACACGCCAAGAGGGUUGUCCCACACAAUACUCGUGGAGAGCAAUAAGCCAAUUGACCAAAAAUUUGGUUUUAGCAAAGAAAUUGCUGCACUGCUCUCGGCCAUAGUUUCAACGGAUGCGGAACUCUCUGCUGCCCAACUGCUCGAACCCGAUAUCAUUAAAGCCCGUUUGCAAAGCGCAAAGCAGGCCUUUGCAGCCACUGGUAAUCUGGCUCCCUACCGCCCUGACCUAAUCGCUCUGAAAACUUAUCUGCAAAAAUUUGUGCAACUCAGGAAGGCUAUUGCUAAAGUGUUAGCUAAACGGGAUUUUUAAAAGAAUUAUUUUGUUUACGUUUUAACAUACUAGGUACUCUAAUUCAUAUUCUCAUUGUACUGUUUUAAA